This is a messenger RNA of Camponotus floridanus (Florida carpenter ant), 1531 nucleotides long. RefSeq names its product alpha-tocopherol transfer protein-like. Gene Ontology annotation, molecular function: phosphatidylinositol bisphosphate binding. The record is from RefSeq and is a predicted model, not a curated record. The transcript is spliced from 6 exons. Gene Ontology annotation, cellular component: membrane. The coding region runs from base 238 to 1167 and encodes 309 amino acids. NCBI's taxonomy places the organism in Eukaryota, Metazoa, Arthropoda, Insecta, Hymenoptera, Formicidae.
UCUUUCUACUGCGUAUCAUAACGGUAAGCGAAGCGGGAGUGGGGCAUCUCUAUGGUAUAAAGGAGAACCGGUCCACGAAGUAAUCGUCGUUCCCUCUCUGUUGUUCGUAAGUCGUCUCUCGAGUUCGCCGCUCCGCUCAUUUCUCUUUCCGCAACAAUCCGAAAGUCAUCGCCGUCGCGAUCGUUCGCACAUCGAGUGUCCGUCUGUACGUUUGAUUCGUGUUGAACAUCGGUCAAGAUGAUGCUGGUACAACCUACAGAGGAAAUGUCUAAGCAGAUACGAGUUGAGCUGAAUGAAAAUGUAGCGACUCGUGAUAAGGACCUCGAAAUGAUUAAGGAGUGGCUUGCUAAACAACCUCAUUUACCUCAGUUUGAUGAUGACCAAAGAAUAAUGACGUUUCUACGCGGAUGCAAAUUCUCCUUAGAAAGAUGCAAACAAAAACUGGACAUGUAUUUCACGAUGCGCGCAAUGAUUCCCGAAUUUUUUUCUAAUCGUGAUAUAACCAGGCCGUCGAUGCAAGAAAUAGCAAAACAUGUACAUAUUCCUGCUUUACCUGGUUUAACAAAAAACGGACGUCGUGUGAUCAUAAUGCGAGGUAUCAUAAAUAAAGAAGUGCCUAUAAGCGUUACCAAUAUCACGGAAGUUAUGAAGAUGGUAUUUAUGAUCGGCGAUAUACGUCUCAAGGAGGAGAUCCACGGCGUUGCCGGUGACGUUUAUGUCUUCGACGCUGCUAUCGCGACGCCUGCGUAUUUCGCCAAGUUUACUCCUACUUUAGUGAAAAAGUUUCUGGUUUGCGCGCAAGAAGGGUAUCCGGCGAAAGUGAAGGAGGUGCAUAUAAUUAACAUUAGUCCGCUCGUCGACACGAUUCUUAACUUCGUCAAGCCGUUCCUGAAGGAGAAGAUACGCAAUCGCAUCUUCACGCAUAGCAACAUCGAAACGCUCUACGAAUACAUACCUAAGGAGAUACUGCCGACCGAGUACGGCGGAGACGCCGGACCCAUCGCAGAUAUUCACGAGAUGUGGAUGAAAAAAAUGGAGGAAUACGGACCGUGGUUCGCGGAACAAGAAGUUGUGAAAUCUAACGAGGCUUUGCGACUAGAUAAAAUAAAGACGCAGGACGAUUUAUUCGGUAUCGACGGAUCUUUCCGGCAGCUGACCAUCGAUUAAAUUGAUUAACGCGUUACAAAGUGUCUCCCAACCUAAUCAUCGCCAAAGGCAAUCGUUAUUAGAACGCUCGUUCGCGUAGGAGCAGAAACUUUGACAUCGACCGAUCGUUCGUUAUGCCCGUGUGAUGAAUAUUAAUGCAUUUUCCUUUCAAACAACUAUAAUCGAAUUAUAAACUUUUGUACAGAACUUGUACAGGAUAUCGAUUUUCUUCAAACUAAUUUAUGGCAACAAUCAAUAAAAUAAUUUAAUUGAAAAAUUUACUUUUGUAUAAAAAAUAACAGAGACAAAUCAAGCAAAUAUUCCGACAAAACAAACAACGCUACUCUAAUAAAAUAUAUUUUGCAUUUUUUUUAUCAAUGGUACU